Panicum virgatum (switchgrass) is the source of this 1265-nucleotide messenger RNA. Its product is annotated as SPX domain-containing protein 1-like. The record is from RefSeq and is a predicted model, not a curated record. The transcript is spliced from 3 exons. Gene Ontology annotation, biological process: cellular response to phosphate starvation. The coding region runs from base 188 to 1015 and encodes 275 amino acids. NCBI's taxonomy places the organism in Eukaryota, Viridiplantae, Streptophyta, Magnoliopsida, Poales, Poaceae.
GUCAGGAAUAUUCUGAACUUCCCCAUCACCACCCGCGCGGCCGCGCAUAUCCCCGUUCGUCCUCCUCUGCAUCCACCCUCCUAUUUAUCUCGCCUCCUCUCCGUCCUCCCCCACACCCACAUUCCACCACGAAUUCACUCCCCCACCAUUUCGAUUCCAAUUCUGGUUGCUCCCACCCACAACCACAAUGAAGUUCGGCAAGAGCCUGAACAACCAGAUCGUGGAGACGCUCCCCGAGUGGCGCGACAAGUUCCUGUCCUACAAGAACCUCAAGAAGCGGCUCAAGCAGAUCGGUGCCGGCGCCGCGGGCGGCGAGCGGCGGAGCAAGCGCCAGCGCGUGGGGGGCGGCGGCGCCCCGCCGGCGAUGACCGCCGAGGAGGCCGGGUUCGUCGCCCUCCUCGACGCCGAGCUCGACAAGUUCAACGCCUUCUUCCUCGAAAAGGAGGAGGAGUACGUCAUCCGGCAGAAGGAGCUGCAGGACAGAGCGGUGAGCGCGGCGGAGACGGGGUCGCCGGAGGACCUGCUGCGGGUGCGGAAGGAGAUCGUCGACCUCCACGGCGAGAUGGUGCUGCUCGAGAACUACAGCGCGCUCAACUACACCGGACUGGUCAAGAUCCUCAAGAAGUACGACAAGAGGACCGGCGCGCUGAUCCGGCUGCCCUUCAUCCAGAACGUGAUGCAGGAACCCUUCUUCACCACCGACCUCCUGUACAAGCUCGUGAAGGAGUGCGAGGCGAUGCUGGAGCAGCUCCUGCCGAGGAGCCAGCCGCCCGCGCCACCGAGCGACGACGCGAGGGAGGACAGCGACGGCGACGGCGACGACAAGCCUGUGGCUGCCACCGGCUCGUCGUUGGCCAGCGGCGGUGGCGCGGCCCUGGAGCUGGAGGAGAUCGAGGACAUGGAGAGCACGUACAUGAAGAGCACCGUGGCCGCGCUCAGGUCGCUCAGGGAGAUCCGGAGCGGGAGCUCCACGGUGAGCGCCAAUGGGCGUGUGGAGGAGCCGGAGCAGGGCUGACGGGCUGCUGCCGUUUGCGUGGAUCGAAUCGACGGAGCAGCCAUUGUCGUCAGGUGGCCGGACAGAUUGAUGUGUAAAAUACUUCUGUGCUCAAUGCUCAGAGAAGAUUUUCUUCGGUUCGGUGCCAAUGUGCCAUGUACCCAGCGAUUGUUUUCACACAUAAUAUGGCAACUGAUGUAAAAGUGGGAUAAUAUCUUACACCGUAUAUAUAUAAAAAUCUUGAGAAGGAUUCAAUAUGGAUUUGACACUA